Messenger RNA from Bubalus bubalis (water buffalo), 1340 nucleotides. RefSeq names its product platelet factor 4. Gene Ontology annotation, cellular component: extracellular region. The record is from RefSeq and is a predicted model, not a curated record. NCBI's taxonomy places the organism in Eukaryota, Metazoa, Chordata, Mammalia, Artiodactyla, Bovidae. Gene Ontology annotation, molecular function: chemokine activity; CXCR chemokine receptor binding. The transcript is spliced from 6 exons. Gene Ontology annotation, biological process: antimicrobial humoral immune response mediated by antimicrobial peptide; cellular response to lipopolysaccharide; inflammatory response. Bases 416 to 961 code for a protein of 181 amino acids.
AAAACCACUUAGCUGUAGACUCCUGAGCAGAAGUUCACCUUCCUGGGAACAACUCUAACACAAGUCUUUUCCACCAUGAGCCUCAGACCUGACGCCACCUCCUCAUAUACCGUGCCCAGCCCGCUUCCUGUCCUACAGGUAUUGCUGCUGAUGUCACUGCUCCUGACGAUGCUGGUUCCCUCCACCAAUGGAAAAUUUAGCAGUAAAGAGAGAUUGCUACAUGUUGAACUUCGCUGCUUGUGUGUGAAGACCACCUCUGGCAUUCAUUCCAGUAACAUCCAAAGUUUGGAGGUCCACAGGGCAGGACCCCACUGCAACGAAGUCGAAGUAAUAGCCGAGUUGAAGAAUGGGAAGAAAAUCUGCCUGAAUCCGGAAGCCCCCCGAAUCAAGAAAAUAGUCCAGAAAAUAUUGGAAGAUGCCGAAUUCUGCAGAUGUGUCUGUUUCCGCACCGCGGUUCCCCACCCUCCACCCCAAGCUUCCGAAGAAGCGGGCAGAUGGCGGGGAUAAAACGGGUCUUGAGAGGGUGGGGAACCACGAGUCUGCGGAGCUCCAGCCCUGCAGCCCGUGCGCUGGCUCUCGGCUCCGGCUGGCACUCCUGAGCGCGAUGAACCCGGCAGUCGGACCCCGCGCCUCCCGCCCGCGGUCCAGCCCAGGGCUGCUGCUCCUGGGGCUGCUGCUCCUGCCGGCCAUCGCCCUGGCCCAAGAGUCGUCAUUCCCUGCCACCUUCGUCCCGCUCCCAGCGGACUCUGAAGGUGGAGAGCCUGGGGACCUCCAAUGCGUGUGCCUGAAGACCACUUCGGGGAUUCACCCCAGGCACAUCUCCAGCUUGGAAGUGAUCGGGGCCGGGCUCCACUGCCCCAGCCCCCAACUGAUAGCUACGCUGAAGACGGGGAGGAAAAUUUGCCUGGACCAGCAGAAUCCUCUGUAUAAGAAAAUAAUCAAGAGGCUUGUGAAGAGUUAGUUGCCUAAAUCUCUACUUUUGCUAUAGAAAAUGUUUCUUCUUCUUUUUUAAAUUUUCAAUCUACUUGUGGAAAACAAAUCAUCUAAUGUUUUUAUUGUUCUUGAAACUCUACAUAAAUAAAAGAAAUGAAGUUUUGAUAGCAUGCCUCAAUAGAGCAAAGAAAUAACGUUGACAUCACAAUUUCAUAUGAAGAAAAAUCUCCAGAAUUUUAAGCAAAAAUAUAUUUUGAAAGAAGAUUUGGUUUAAUAAAGACUGAUUUUACUUAGUAUAUGUUGGCUGAUAUAAUUUGCAUAUUUCCAUGAUUAUAUUUCUUAAUAACUACUUAUUUACCUAUUAAUGUCACAAUUAACUUUGCCAAUAAAUAUUAAUUGCACUUAAA